UACCGAUUUUUGAAGAAAUCAAAUUUCUCUUGAACGCCUCACGAUAAAUACACCACGAAUCGAAGACAUGCUCAGUCACAAGAUAUGCCGUCGUCGUCAACGUUGCAGUCGCCUGUUCCGCCGUCGCAGCCACGCGUCUCGUAACUCUUUCGAUUGUCACGUCACUGAUGCCGUCGUCGUGUCCAUUUACCUUCGAUAUUAACAAAGAAACACUGAUAUGCAGACAAUCGGUAAAGCAGAUAAUAAAAUGGAUUUUCCUUUAAAUUGGACUGAUAUAUUAUUAAAAUCAAUAUCAGGUAAGACGAACUAUACUAUAGAUGUAAAAAUAGGAACUAAACGCAUUGCUACCAACCAAGAUCUAAAAGACAUUACAAAAAAAAGACGUAAACAAUCAAAUCCUACAAGGAUUUCUUCUAAUGAAGAAAAUACAAAAAAUGGAAGCGACAAAAAAAUAUUAUUUUCUACCAAAAAUAAAAGCGAACUGAACAAAAGCGAAGAAGCAACAGAUUUAAAACUAACUUGUCCCCAAUAUCCUUCGGUUUCUUUACCUCUGAAUCUAACGAUAUCUGAAAACCAAAAACUUUCACCAAAUGAGGUACAAAAAACACACUUUUCUAAUGACUUAUCUACGGAAAUUUCUAAUAACCCGAGUUCAUUUCAUCGAACAUUACCGAAAGAAAUUGAAUAUAAUGAUAAGAAAGACAAUUAUUCGGCUGAAUCUUCAACUUGUAUGAUGCCAUUUUCUAAAAAUCAACCAUGCACAUCAGGGACAAAUAUUGGAUCAACUUCUGUUCAAAUAUUCAAUCCAGAAGCUUUUUGUGAUCAAUGUAACAAAGAAUUUUGUAACAAAUAUUUUUUGAAAACGCACAAGGCUAAUAAACACGGCGUUUUCAGUGACAGUCAUUCAAAUAGUUCCAGUUUAGAUCAGUCGGAUAGAAUUAAAAUAACAUUACCUACUACUAACGAUUUCUCUUCAAACAUUAAUGACAAUUAUAUUGGUGCUUCAACAUCUUCAUUGUUUAAAAGUCCUGUAUUGUUUUCUCAAUCAUCGGCAAAUCAAAGCACAUUUGUAUCAAAACAUAUUUUUAACAAUCAAACACGAGCGUUUUGUAGUAUAUGCCAAAAAGAAUUCUGUAACAAAUAUUUUGUUCGGAGACAUAAAGCUAAAAUUCACGGUAUAAUAGACGAUGGAGACUUUAAGUUAACUGAUGAUGUCCCAUUGAAUUUCAAAACAAAUUUACAAAUCAAAAAUGAAUAUUUAGAUUUUGGAGGGUCGGAUUUGUAUGAUAGUGAUAUUAAAACAGUAUCGCCAUCUUUUCAUGCCAACGAAUCAAUAACUGAAAUUUCAAAAACACAUGAAAAAGUAUUCUUAAAAGACACCCAAACAUCAGUACAUACUGAAAAAGAAUUUAUGAUGAAAUAUACAACGGUUGAAACCCCACAUAAUGAUAUCAAAAUUGAGAAUACAGAUGAUGAUCGAAAUGUGAAUUACAUCAAUAAAUUAAAUAAUGAAUUGUGUAAUAUCAUCGAUCUUCAUAAUAUUGAACCUAUAAGUAAUUCAAGUCAUAUCACAAACAUAAAUACACAAUAUGAAAAAGAAGUAUUUAAAAAUGAUUGUUCAAAAGCAAACACUAAAGGUAUAAAUCAGCAAUCUACCGAAUUGAAGGCUAACACUAAUACCCCCAUUAAUUUAAUAAUUACAAAUAAUAAUGUUAACGACAAUAUUAUUGGGAAUAAAAUGUACCUUCCAGCUACCAUUGCAACCGCUGAAAAUGAAAAAAAAAUGAAUACAAAUAUUGAAACAGAUGAAUCUAAAACUGACUUGAUGAGCAAAAACAAGUUACUUACAUUACAUAAUUUAUUUUUUAAAUUUAACGGAAAUACGUUAGAAAAUAUGUCAACAUGUUAUGUAUGUAACAAGCAAGUUAACGGAUCAUUAAAAGCUCACAUUUUCAAUAAACACGAAAACAUCGUUCAUGAACUAAUGAAUGAAUCUUUAGAGUCUAAUGAAAAUUUACGUAUCGAAUAUUCAUGUCAUGAAUGCCAGCAAAUAUUUAAUUCUGAUGCAUUGUUGAAAGAACAUAUCGAACAAUGUGAGUAUAACAUCAAAGGUAUGGGUAGAGCAUCGGCUAGUAGUAAAAAUUCUGCAGAAAACGAGGAAUAUAUUAAUCAUCAUACCAAAGAACUGGGUGAAAGAAAACAGACUACCAUGUUAAGUAGUUUUUGCAAAAUAUGUAAUAAAGAAUUAUGCAAUAAGUAUUUCAUGAAAACUCACAUGCAACGGAUGCACGGUAUAUCAAUUCAAAAUGGUAAUCAUAUUGGGGGAGUAGUGUGUGAUAUAUGUAACAAAGAACUUUGUAGUAAAUAUUUUCUACGAGUACACAAACAAAACUCACAUGGCAUAGUUGAAAAUGGAUCUUGCCAAAAAUAUUGGACGGAUUCGAUGACUGAGAAUGGACAACUGUCCGACGAACCUGAAAAUGGUCAUAGAUAUUAUAAGCACUAUACUGAAGUUUGCAAUAUAUGUUUUAGACGAUUCAGAAGUUCGAAAUGGUUAAGUGCUCAUUUAUUGAACGACCACGGGCCUGAGGGAAAAAUCCAAUGGAAGCAUAUCCAGAAUCAUUUGGAAGAAGAAAAGCAAAACUUGCAACCUAACUGCGAGUUGAACGCGAGCUUAAUAGCAAUUGGAAGUCCUAAACAAAAUCCAGUCGAUGAGCAAUUAAUGUGCGAUGAGAUGAAACAAUAUCGUUGUUCAUAUUGUCCGUUCACCACAUCAAUUUUGUCAUUUCUUUUUGUACAUGAGAAAUUUCAUCUCACCGAAAAUAAAACCACAAAGGACAUGUCGUUAACAUGUCCUACAUGUAGUGUGGCGUUUCAAAACAAGACACAGUUGGAAAAUCAUUUUACACAUUGUCAUUUCAACUCAGAUGCAAGGAAUUCACCCGUUCCGUACGCUAUUUUACAUUCACCGGACAACACGCACGUCACACUCAACGCUAAUGAAGAUUUGUCGGCAGACAAGUCAUUGGACAAUAACGGAAAUGACGUAUUCACCGACAAACUUGGAACAUCGAUCAAGCCACGUCAGACCGAAAACGCAUCGCCGUCUACGGAAAAAAACCACCAUGUUCCCGAAUCAAACCACGAGCCGUUUAUUAUGCAGUCGUUUUUUCUCGAAAACUGUUCAGUAUCUCCGUCGGUCAAGAAGGAAAUGAGUGGUCGCAGUGAUUCAUUUCAUUCGUCUCUAGUCUACUUACCAGUCAAGGAAAAGUUAACGUCAACUGUUAAUGUAUUUUUCAAGUUAACCCCAACAUAAAUAUCUGCAUUUUUAAGUUUAUACGUAAGUGACUUUAGCAUUCUAUCGCUCAUGGCGUACGAUUGAGCUAACUAUAAAUUAAACAUAUUAAAUAAUUAUAGUUUGUAUGAUUUAACAUAAUAUUAUAAUAUACAUCCACAGAAUUAAAAUAAGACUGAACUACAUAUUUUAUGGGUGCUGGAAUGAAAUUUGGUGAUAUUGAUAAUACUAAAGUUCCUAAUUUAGCCUUGAAUAAAAUAUUAUGUCAUAAUAAUAUAUAUUGGUAGUUUUGUUUAAAUUCCAAUUCGUAAAUUCGAGCUACUCCGGGAAUCCAU
Messenger RNA from Rhopalosiphum maidis (corn leaf aphid), 3630 nucleotides. RefSeq lists its product as uncharacterized. The coding region runs from base 218 to 3316 and encodes 1032 amino acids. The transcript has 2 exons. Lineage: Eukaryota; Metazoa; Arthropoda; Insecta; Hemiptera; Aphididae. The record is from RefSeq and is a predicted model, not a curated record.